Molecule: messenger RNA, 826 nt
Organism: Schizophyllum commune H4-8
Lineage: Eukaryota; Fungi; Basidiomycota; Agaricomycetes; Agaricales; Schizophyllaceae
Product: thioredoxin-like protein
Exons: 4
Coding region: 49-669 (206 amino acids)
Biological process (GO): cell redox homeostasis; hydrogen peroxide catabolic process; cellular response to stress
Cellular component (GO): cytosol
Molecular function (GO): thioredoxin peroxidase activity
Source: RefSeq, a predicted model, not a curated record
CCCUCUUUUCCUCAUCCGUUUCCUUCCGCUCGAAGCAGAACAGCAACGAUGGUCGCUAUUAUUCAGAAGCCUGCUCCUACCUUCACCGCCGCCGCCGUUGAGGACGGCCUCAUGAAGGACAUCUCCUUGAAGGAUUACCUCGGGCAGUGGGUUGUCCUCCUCUUCUACCCCAUGGACUUCACCUUCGUCUGCCCGACGGAGAUCCUUGCAUUCAACGAUGCGUUGAACGACUUCAAGCAGAUCAACACCCAGGUUCUUGGCCUCUCUACCGACUCGCAGUAUGCGCACUUUGCGUGGGCGCAGCUCGAGCGCAAGGCUGGUGGCCUUGGCCCCGAUCUCAAGAUCCCCCUCGUCGCGGACCGCAGCAUGCAGAUCUCGCGCGACUACGGCGUGCUGAUCGAGGACGCGGGUGUCGCGCUCCGUGGCCUCUUCAUCAUCGACCCGAAGGGCAUCCUUCGUCAGAUCACCGUGAACGACCUCCCGGUCGGCCGCUCGGUCGAGGAGACGAUCCGCCUCGUCAAGGCAUUCCAGUUCACCGACGAGUACGGUGAGGUCUGCCCCGCCAACUGGCACGAGGGCGGCAAGACGAUCAAGCCGACGCCGACCGACAAGCUCGAGUACUUCUCGACCGCGGAGGCGGACGCGGCGAAGAAGCAGCGCACUGCGUAAACGUCGCUUGAUCCACGCUGCGAUCGACGAUGCCUGCCAUGACUGACGACUUGCGACGACGGAGGGGAUAGAAGAAGGAUCUAGAAAUGUGCUAUUAGAUUUACUAGAGGGCGCUCUUGUUUGUAGAGGUUGUAUCAAUGCCUUUCGCUCUCGACGC